Molecule: messenger RNA, 639 nt
Organism: Arabidopsis lyrata subsp. lyrata
Lineage: Eukaryota; Viridiplantae; Streptophyta; Magnoliopsida; Brassicales; Brassicaceae
Exons: 2
Coding region: 51-365 (104 amino acids)
Source: RefSeq, a predicted model, not a curated record
UUAAAAAAAAAAUAUUUCACAUCUGAAAGAAAAGAAUCUAGACGACGACAAUGGCGGAGAAGAGCCAAAUCCCUGAUAACAACACCACUUCUUCGUCGGCGAAGAAACCGACGCCGGAGAUUGGAUCGGGUUCGGGUAAAAGGAUACCGUAUUAUAACCCGCCCGAGUCGGUGAAUCCGGAUCAGGCGACGUUAAGGGAGCAAUGGAAAUUCGCCAUUCGGCAGUACAGUAAAUGGUACUCACACGCUUGGGGAACUGCGAUUCUCGCCGGAGGAGUCUUCUUCGGACUCGGUUGGAUCAUCAAGGGAUCUAAUCCUCUUCCUUCUCUUCAAUCGAGUUCUAAGCCUCGCGAUGAAGAAAAAUGAUUCAAUAUCUGCGUUUUUUUCGGAUGGGGGAAAAGCAGCAUGAGACGCGAGUCAACAGAGGAACAUCUUCAUGUACAUUACGAAGUCUAUCGAUCGUUAGAAGCAGAGAGAGCACGAAGCAAGCGAUUGUAGAGAGUAGAAACGAAACAAAAAAAUCUUGAGUGUGAACCUUGUUUGUCUGAUAAUUCCAGGAAUGUAUACAAAUUUGCAGGAAAAUAGUGAAAAAUGUUAAUGUUGAAUUAUAAAAAUACAAGAAAAAAGUGAGAAGUGUGUC